AUGUCCACCGAGCCGGCCAUACGGACGGCUCAGGACGAUCUCGAGUCGCGCACCUCUAUCGACCAAACUCCCCGUGAAACUCGUCCUAGACGGUCGCGUCGCAAGAAGGACGAGGGACAGGACGCUGGGCGAAAGGACACUCCUAAACCUACCAAGUCAAAGACUAAAGAAAAGGAGAAAGAAAAAGAACCAGAGACGGGGAGGCAGAACGACAAGGAAUUAGACAAAGAAAAUCAUAAGGAUAAGGAGAGCAGGGAUAAAGAGCAGGAUCCGAAAGAGUCGAAACGCGGCAGUCGUCGCCAGAGGGACAAAUCGUCAUCAACGUCGGCCAAUCCUUCCAAUUCCUCUUCUACUCACGCUCGGAAGAAGCCUAAGUUGGAAGCAACACCGCCGGAUCAAAGUCCCAGUGUCCCGGCGACUUCUGCAACUGCUGCAGCCUCCCCCCCAGCGACGACUACUGUCACGACUAGUACUACUGCUGUUACGACAGCUGCUCCUGCUCCUGCUCCUAGCGCCGCCCCAGCUGCAGCUGCAGCUCCAGCUCCAGCUCCAGUCCAAGUUCCAAGCACCCCCGCUGCUAGCCCUCCAGCAUCGUCAGGCUCUAUUCACCUUCUCCAAUCUCACCUGCACCAGCAACAUCGAUCUCCAUUGCACCCGUCCCCCUCACUGCCACCCUCGUCUCAUCCCACUCCGCCGCCCGCGGCCCUUGGUCAUCCGUCAUCUUACCCGACGAUGGCUCCCACAGGACCUCCGCGGCCGCAAUCCCAGCCACCACCUCCCCCACCGACUAGGACCAGCGGUCAGAAUUUCGACCCCAUUCGGUCCGCCUUCGAUACAGCUUCCCCAGCCCCAACACCGGGGCCAACGUCGACCUUCAGUCCUCCGGCGCGCCCUCUCUCUCCACGCCCAACAUUCCGCGCUAGCGCUUCACCUGCUAUAGCCAGCAUAAUUGACCCUCCCACAACUACCUCACCGUCUGUCUAUGCUCCCCGUCCAUAUGCUUCUCCGAACCAUGGCGCAUCCAUAUACUCCCCUUCCCCUGCGGCUACACCAAUCAUCGCUCCGACGCCGCAUCCGCCACCUCAGCCGAUCUCGCCAUACGCCCAUCGAUCGCCCUAUCCAACCCCUUCACAAUUACAGCCAUCACACGAUUCGCAGUUAUCCGGUCAUUCUUCGUCCCAAGGCCCGCCGCCGCCACCCGCACCACCACAUCUAUCAGCAGCUCCUGAGCCUCCGGCGCCUGCACCGUCUAAUAACCAUCGCGCGCCUUCACCCGGGCCUACCCCAAUGGACGUAGAUACGGAUCAGCAUGCGGCCCCCAAAGCACCAAAAAAGGAUACCAAGGCUCCCCCCACAGCGCCUCCAUCAAACGCUGCAUCACCAAAGCCCUCUCGCGCAACCAAGGAGCCACCGCCUCCAUUACCUCAAGGCUCAGGGCUGAUCUCCAAUGCCUUGUUUGGCGUGGGCGACGCCGCGUCAACCAGCGAUUCCGAUUCUCGGCGAACGCCCAGCAUUAUAAUACACAUUCCAUUGCAAGGAACUGGCAACAGGAUUGUCAACUUCGCGCGCUUGGCCGAGGAACAAUACGGCUUUGCCGCUUUACAUCCUCGCCUCGCGGCUCACAAGGAACGACUCGCCCGUGUAGCCGCAGCGGGUGCUGCAUUAGAACGAAAUGAUAAGUCCGGUCGGGGACUCUCAGCCGGGGAGAGUGCUGAUGAAGAUCUCAGUCUCGAAGUUGAGCGUGACAGUGACUUAGAUGGAGACAGUGCGUUGGGCAGCGCAGCAGCUCGCACAAACGGGCCUGAGGCUCCAGAUGGGAAAAAGAAGCGUCGCAAGAAGAAGAUGGAAGAAUAUGACCGGGACGAUCCGUUUGUUGACGAUAGCGAGCUGGCCUGGCAGGAACAGGCCGCGGCCAGCAAGGACGGCUUCUUCGUAUAUAGUGGUCCUCUGGUGCCUGAGGGCGAAAAAGUGCAAGUAGAACGGUGA
This is a messenger RNA of Aspergillus oryzae RIB40, 1986 nucleotides long. RefSeq lists its product as uncharacterized. The record is from RefSeq and is a predicted model, not a curated record. The coding region runs from base 1 to 1986 and encodes 661 amino acids. NCBI's taxonomy places the organism in Eukaryota, Fungi, Ascomycota, Eurotiomycetes, Eurotiales, Aspergillaceae. The transcript has a single exon.